Sphenostylis stenocarpa is the source of this 474-nucleotide messenger RNA. NCBI's taxonomy places the organism in Eukaryota, Viridiplantae, Streptophyta, Magnoliopsida, Fabales, Fabaceae. The record is from the annotation of a GenBank genome assembly.
AUGUCAUCUUCAAUUAGAUUCCUAUUUAUCCUGGUGGUGUGUUUGACAGCAUCAUGCGCGUUAAGCCAAACGAAGUUAUCAGCGUACGAUGUUCUUAUGGAGUACGGAUUUCCGGUGGGGCUUCUUCCGAAGGGAGCCAUAGGGUAUUCGCUGAAUAGAGAAACGGGGCAGUUUGCAGUGUACUUUGACGGAACGUGCAGCUUCGUCAUAGAGUCUUACACGCUCAAAUACAAGCCCACCAUUACGGGAGUGAUCUCCAAAGGUAGGCUCUACAAUCUCAAGGGUGUCACCGUCAAAAUCUUGCUCCUCUGGCUCAACAUCGUCGAGGUCACGCUUCAGGGUAGCGAUGUCUCCUUCUCUGUCGGCAUCGCUUCCGCUGACUUUGGCGUCGAAAAUUUCGUCGAGAGCCCCCAGUGCGGCUGCGGCUUUGAUUGCAACAAACUUCCCCUAAACGGUGACGUUUCUUCAAUUUAA